Molecule: messenger RNA, 456 nt
Organism: Trichophyton benhamiae CBS 112371
Lineage: Eukaryota; Fungi; Ascomycota; Eurotiomycetes; Onygenales; Arthrodermataceae
Exons: 2
Coding region: 1-456 (151 amino acids)
Source: RefSeq, a predicted model, not a curated record
AUGCAGAAUCAUGCUCUUCGAGAAGCCAAUGGCAGUUGUUCCCUGGUGAAAUCCUGGUCAAGAUACGCCCAAGCAGCCCUUUGCUUUCAAGCCAGCCGGAUACCACACAACUCGAAGCAGUAUACAGUCCUGAUUUCUCUUCCCUUACUAUUACCAACUCUUACCAUGGAGGAUGGUGAUUCUUCCUCUGAUCAGCAGGGGUAUCCCCCACCCUCCUACAUGGACUAUUUCAUAGCUGGUUGUCGACGCAUUAGACCCGGCAACGAAAUCGACUGGGGAAAGGAUCCUGAGGUUGAAAGGGAUGAAGCCAAGUCCUUUGUCGAGAAGGCAUAUGAUGACGGGGUUCCUCUGUUUACUAAAAACGCUCUUCGAGAAAUCCAGAAGCAGUUGACAAGUGAUUUACAAGCCGGCCAAAAGGUGUCGAUAAAGGGUAUCGACGGGGUGACUGGAAUUUGA